This is a messenger RNA of Passer domesticus (house sparrow), 2638 nucleotides long. RefSeq names its product arrestin domain containing 3 (gene ARRDC3). NCBI's taxonomy places the organism in Eukaryota, Metazoa, Chordata, Aves, Passeriformes, Passeridae. Bases 212 to 1456 code for a protein of 414 amino acids. The record is from RefSeq and is a predicted model, not a curated record. The transcript has 8 exons. Gene Ontology annotation, cellular component: cytoplasm; endosome; plasma membrane. Gene Ontology annotation, biological process: protein transport.
GGCGCGCGGCAGCGCCUUUGUGGGGAGACGUCGCGUCCGCACCAGCGCCGCCCGGGCCGGGCCGGGGCUCCCAGCCGCCCCCAUGAGCUGCCUGUAGGGUCCGCACCGCCGCACCCCUGCGCCCCAGGGGCUCGGGGUUGGUUGUUUUUGAGUUCCCCCUUCCCUUUUUUUUUUUCUUACAGUCUAUUUUUGUACACUUUCCUAUAAAACCAUGGUGCUGGGGAAGGUGAAGAGUCUGACGAUAAGCUUUGACUGUCUGAAUGACAGCAAUGUCCCUGUGUACUCUAGCGGGGAUACAGUCUCAGGAAGGGUCAGUCUAGAAGUAACUGGGGAAAUAAGAGUGAAAUCCCUUAAAAUCCAUGCGAGGGGGCACGCUAAAGUACGUUGGACUGAAUCGAGGAAUGCUGGAUCCAACACUGCCUAUACACAGAACUACACCGAAGAAGUGGAAUAUUUCAACCAUAAAGACAUCCUGAUCGGCCAUGAGAGAGAUGAUGACAAUUCAGAAGAGGGCCUUCACACCAUCCAUUCAGGAAGGCAUGAAUAUGCAUUCAGCUUUGAGCUUCCACAGACACCACUUGCUACCUCAUUCGAAGGCAGACAUGGCAGUGUGCGCUAUUGGGUGAAAGCCGAAUUGCAUAGGCCUUGGUUUCUACCAGUAAAAUUAAAGAAGGAAUUUACAGUCUUUGAACAUAUAGAUAUCAACACUCCUUCAUUACUGUCACCCCAAGCAGGCACAAAAGAAAAAACUCUCUGUUGUUGGUUUUGUACCUCAGGCCCAAUAUCCUUAAGUGCCAAAAUUGAAAGGAAGGGCUACACCCCAGGUGAAUCAAUUCAGAUCUUUGCUGAGAUUGAGAACUGCUCUUCCCGUGUGGUGGUGCCAAAGGCAGCCAUUUACCAAACACAGGCAUUUUAUGCCAAAGGGAAAAUGAAGGAAGUCAAACAGCUUGUUGCCAGCCUGCGUGGGGAAUCCUUGUCAUCUGGCAAAACAGAAACCUGGAAUGGCAAACAGUUGAAAAUUCCACCGGUUUCUCCUUCAAUCCUUGACUGUAGUAUAAUCCGUGUGGAGUAUUCACUGAUGGUAUACGUGGAUAUUCCUGGCGCCAUGGAUUUAUUCCUUAACUUACCACUGGUCAUUGGCACCAUUCCUCUACACCCAUUUGGUAGCAGAACUUCAAGUGUAAGCAGUCAGUGUAGCAUGAACAUGAAUUGGCUUGGUCUGACACUGCCUGAAAGACCAGAAGCACCUCCCAGCUAUGCAGAAGUGGUUACGGAGGAACAACGGCAGUCCAGCCUUGCACCCUUAGGUGUUUGUGAUGACUUUGAGAGAGCGCUUCCAGGACCACUGUUUGCAUACAUCCAGGAAUUUCGUUUUCUUCCUCCACCUCUCUAUUCAGAAAUUGAUCCGAACCCAGAUCAGCCCACAGACGACAGACCAUCUUGCCCUUCUCGUUGAAAGAAUCCGUAAGAAGCUGACUUGACUUGGGUUUGGAAUCAUACCUGUCAUGUUGAAGGUCAAGGCAUCAUAGUGGAGACACACUUUCAAAGAAAGUGGGUUUGCUCUUGCCUGUGUGGUGAAUAAAUGAAAACAACCUGUGAUCAUGCUUUGAAGCCUACAGUAACGUUGUAGGACUGCUCCACAUUCUUGAAGAACUGAGCUUUCCCCCCCUCCUUCUUAAAUACUGGCACAUACUAGGAGCAGCCUUACUAACCUACAGUCAUGUGUGUCCAAAUACCCAAACCACAUUAAGAGAGGUUUGGCUUCCUCUUACAAUUUGGAAAUUUGCACAUGCUUAUUGCUUACAUUGUGCGGUUCAGUGUCACUACAGCUUUUCCUCAUUUACGCCGGACAGUUGUUACCCCUUUCUUAUGUCUUGUGGUCCGCACAAUAAGGAGCAAAAGAAAGCUUUGACAAAAAGAAAGAAAGAAACAAACAAAAAACCCAACAGCAACAGACUUUGACAAAUGCACUGACUUUCCUUCUUUUUUUAAUUUAAUGUAGCCUGGACUUUACCUGCAUAUGCACAUGCUCAGAAUUGUCCUAGUAGGCUGAUCAUGUAUCACCUCUUCAGCUUGGAUCCUAUUGUGGAUUUAUUUUACAAACAUCAAAUGCCUUCAAGCCAAUCCUACUUGCUGUAUGUUUUGCAGCCUACUGUAGUAGAUAAGCAACAGAUAUGGGGAUAGGGUGGGAGGGAGUUAAUAGAAAGAAACUAAUAGACUUUGUCAAGAUUGUAUACUUUCUUGAUUUUUUUUAAGAAUUUGUUGCCUUUCUACUAUUAUUGCAAAGCAGCAUUUUGUUACAGACUGCCUAAAAAUCACUUAAUCUCAGGUGAACUCAUCACUUGCCAAACUGUUGGAAUGCUAUUUGUUUUUUUAUGUUGCACUGUUGAGUUAGUUCAUUUUUUGUGUUUGUGUUUUGUUUUUUAUUCUUUACUUGAGAGGGAGAUCUGGAAUAAGGACAUACACAAAAGUUAUUAAAUCCUCCUCUUUCCCAUUUCUCUUUCUGCAUUAUGAAAAAAGAUGUUCAAGUUGUGAAGCUCUUAAAAAAAAAGUCAUAAAUGAAAGCAGCACCAGCAGACACCAGCUGUUCCUCAAAAGACUACUAAAAGGAAGUGGUCAUACACUGUCUAGAUUCACA